This is a messenger RNA of Papaver somniferum (opium poppy), 1026 nucleotides long. Its product is annotated as cyclin-dependent kinase F-4-like. The transcript has a single exon. Gene Ontology annotation, biological process: protein phosphorylation; intracellular signal transduction. Gene Ontology annotation, cellular component: nucleus; cytoplasm. Gene Ontology annotation, molecular function: protein serine/threonine kinase activity; ATP binding. The record is from RefSeq and is a predicted model, not a curated record. NCBI's taxonomy places the organism in Eukaryota, Viridiplantae, Streptophyta, Magnoliopsida, Ranunculales, Papaveraceae. The coding region runs from base 1 to 1026 and encodes 341 amino acids.
AUGGAUGAUUAUACUCUGCUUGAGAAAGUUGGUGAAGGGUCUUUCGGAUACGUUUGGAAAGCUAAAGAUAAUCGACGUAAGGAAAUUGUAGCAAUGAAGCAGAUGAAGGAAUCAUGUACAUCGUUGGACGAAUGUCUUGAACUUACAGAAGUCAAGGCAUUGAUUAAACUCUGGGGCGAGCCAAAUAUCGUCAGAUUCAGAGACGUCGUCUUAGUGAAUCAAGUGUUAUAUUUGGUCUUUGAUUACGUAGAGUCCACUCUGCAUCACCUUAUAGAAGAUAGGAUCCAUCUUUGUACGGAGCCUGAGUUACGAGAUGAAUUAUUAAGGGUCAGGGUAGGCCUUUGUUCAGAACCUGAAAUACGAGGCUGGUCUCGUCAAAUCUUUUUAGCUCUUGCUCAGAUGCACCGGCCUGGUGGAUAUAUCCAUCGAGAUCUAAAACCAGCUAACUUGCUGGUUACUAAAGGUGGAGAGAUCAUAAAGAUUGCAGAUUUUGGUCAAGCUCUGGAAGUCGGAUGUCAAGCACCUUGUUCCGACUAUGUUACUACGCGUUGGUACCGCGCACCUGAAAUGUUGUUGAAUUCGGUUACAUACAACUCUGCUGUUGAUAUGUGGGCGGUGGGUGCAAUAAUGGCUGAAUUAUAUUCCUUUAGUGCUCUUUUUCCUGGUAAGAAUCGACAAGAUCAGCUCGAUCAGAUUUGCAAUGUAAUUGGAAGUCCAACUCACGAGUCCUGGGCCGAUGGAAUUCAACUUGCGAAUUCGUGCGGUUACAAGUUUCCUCAUGUACCUGUUUUUCAUGGUCUUGCUUCAAUGAUACCAUCUGCUAGUCCUGAGGCUAUAGAUCUGAUUAAAUCCCUUUGCUCUUGGGAUCCAAAAAAGAGACCAACAGCUAUGGAGGCUCUGCAGCAUCCUUACUUUGCGCCCAGUUUAUGUGAAUUACCAGAACCGAUGACAAGUGCAAAGUUAGAGCAGAGAUUAUAUCUUACUCAUAUUUGCCCUGGUGCAAAACUUUUAUUUGGCGCUUUCUAA